AUGUAUAUGAGGCCACUCAAAUCGUUUUUUUUGUUUCUGCUGGUGUUCUCUGUCAUAACGGUGUGGUACGUAACGUUUUACUCCAGCCCUGUGCUUGAGCACACAAACCUGAUGUAUUUCUAUGAGUAUGAGCCCGUUUACAAGCAGCACUACCUCUUCACUCUGCGGGAACGCCUCAAGUGCAAAGACAUCAACCCCUUCCUGGUCAUCUUGGUGUCUUCCAGACCCGAGGACGUGAAGUCCAGGCAGGCCAUCAGGAUCACGUGGGGAUCUCAGAACUCCUGGUGGGGGCAUCGAGUUCUAACCCUGUUCUUGCUCGGGCAGGACAGUGAGGGAGAAGACAAUGCUGCAGCGCUCUCGGUGGAAGAUGAAAGCGUCCUCUACGGCGACAUCAUUCGCCAAGAUUUUAGGGACACUUACAACAACCUCACCUUGAAAACUAUCAUGGCCUUCAGGUGGGCCACGGAGUUCUGUCCCAAUGCCACGUUCCUCAUGAAGGCGGAUUCCGAUGUCUUCAUCAACACCCCCAACCUCAUCCAGUUCCUUCUGCAGCUGAAUUCCUCAGAAGAUGUUUUUACUGGUUAUCCUCUGGUUGGUAACUAUGCGUACAGGGGCUUUCAGCUGAAGAACUACAUCUCUUACAAGGAAUAUCCCUUCAGGCUGUAUCCCCCAUAUUGCAGUGGGAUGGCUUAUAUCCUGAAUGGAAAACUAGUUCCAAGGAUCUAUGAACUGAUGAGUCAUAUCAAACCUAUUAAAUUUGAGGAUGUUUAUGUUGGAAUUUGCUUAAAUAUCCUUAAAGUGAAUAUCAGUAUUCCAGAAGAUAAUAAAUUCUUUUUGUAUAAAAUUAAUUUUGAUAUCUGCAGGUACAGGCAUUUGAUUGCAGUGCAUGGCCUCACAUCAAGUGAAAUAAUCAGUUCUUGGCAGGAAUUGUUAUCAAAGACUUCAGUUACUUGCCCUUGA
Molecule: messenger RNA, 960 nt
Organism: Chaetura pelagica (chimney swift)
Lineage: Eukaryota; Metazoa; Chordata; Aves; Apodiformes; Apodidae
Gene: B3GALNT1
Product: beta-1,3-N-acetylgalactosaminyltransferase 1 (globoside blood group)
Exons: 1
Coding region: 1-960 (319 amino acids)
Cellular component (GO): membrane
Molecular function (GO): N-acetyl-beta-D-glucosaminide beta-(1,3)-galactosyltransferase activity
Source: RefSeq, a predicted model, not a curated record